AUGAUUUUCAUUGCUCUUAUUUUUCUUCCUUUCUUCUCUUUAGUGACUAUAUCUCGUCUUCCUUUCUUCUCUUUAGUGACUAUAUCUCGUCUUCCUUUCUUCUCUUUAGUGACUAUAUCUCGUCUUCCUUUCUUCUCUUUAGUGACUAUAUCUCGUCUUCCUUUCUUCUCUUUAGUGACUAUAUCUCGUCUUCCUUUCUUCCCUUUAGUGACUAUAUCUCGUCUUCCUUUCUUCCCUUUAGUGACUAUAUCUCGUCUUCCUUUCUUCCUUUAUGACUAUAUCUCGUCUUCCUUUCUUCCCUUUAGUGACUAUAUCUCGUCUUCCUUUUCUUCCUUUAGUGACUAUAUCUCGUCUUCCUUUCUUCCCUUUAGUGACUAUAUCUCGUCUUCCUUUCUUCCUUUAGUGACUAUAUCUCGUCUUCCUUUCUUCCCUUUAGUGACUAUAUCUCGUCUUCCUUUCUUCCCUUUAGUGACUAUAUCUCGUCUUCCUUUCUUCCCUUUAGUGACUAUAUCUCGUCUUCCUUUCUUCCCUUUAGUGACUAUAUCUCGUCUUCCUUUCUUCCCUUUAGUGACUAUAUCUCGUCUUCCUUUCUUCCCUUUAGUGACUAUAUCUCGUCUUCCUUUCUUCCCUUUAGUGACUAUAUCUCGUCUUGCUUUCUUCCCUUUAGUGACUAUAUCUCGUCUUCCUUUCUUCCUUUAUGACUAUAUCUCGUCUUCCUUUCUUCCCUUUAGUGACUAUAUCUCGUCUUCCUUUCUUCUCUUUAGUGACUAUAUCUCGUCUUCCUUUCUUCUCUUUAGUGACUAUAUCUCGUCUUCCUUUCUUCCCUUUAGUGACUAUAUCUCGUCUUCCUUUCUUCCCUUUAGUGACUAUAUCUCGUCUUCCUUUCUUCCCUUUAGUGACUAUAUCUCGUCUUCUUUUCUUCAAAAAAGUGACUAUAUCUCGUCUUCCUUUCUUCCCUUUAGUGACUAUAUCUCGUCUUCCUUUCUUCCCUUUAGUGACUAUAUCUCGUCUUCCUUUCUUCCCUUUAUGACUAUAUCUCGUCUUCCUUUCUUCCCUUUAGUGACUAAUAUCUCGUCUUCCUUUCUUCCCUUUAGUGACUAUAUCUCGUCUUCCUUUCUUCUCUUUAGUGACUAUAUCUCGUCUUCCUUUCUUCUCUUUAGUGACUAUAUCUCGUCUUCCUUUCUUCUCUUUAGUGACUAUAUCUCGUCUUCCUUUCUUCUCUUUAGUGACUAUAUCUCGUCUUCCUUUUCUUUUUUCUUUAGAAACUAUAUCUAA
Messenger RNA from Acanthosepion pharaonis, 1275 nucleotides. Lineage: Eukaryota; Metazoa; Mollusca; Cephalopoda; Sepiida; Sepiidae. The record is from the annotation of a GenBank genome assembly.